GGCUAGGUACCUACCUAGGUACAGCUUUAAGCCCUGCAAGAGCGUCAGACUUUCAAGUUGCCUUUUGCAUAUGUAUCGUUAAUUCUUCAACAUUUCUUUGCAUAACGACCUCGACGUGAAGUGCUGGCAAGACAGAAAUCUCCUACCAUUAUCCUCCCAAAAUACCUGAUCACAUAUUGCUAUUGUCAAUAUGGCGGAUAGAUUCCCGUCGCUAGACGACUUUGAUUCUGGUGCCCAGACCGAGAUUCAAGAUGUCGGUUCACCGUCAGCGGACGACUUCCUCGCUCGCGAACGCGCCCUUCUUGGCGAUGACGCCACGCAAUUUACCACGGGCAACGAGUCUGCAGCCCUAGCAGAUCCCUCAUCCGAUGAUCUUCUGGGAGGUGGUGGUGCCGAGAGCAUCCAAUUCGAAAGCCAAUUCCCCGACAUUAGCACUUCUAAUGAGCAAGUCGCGCCAGGUGGUACCAUUACCGGCCCGUCUGUCAGCUACAACUCGGGCUUCAACGCCUACGUCGGAGAAGAGGAAGAACCCGAAGUGAUUAAGGAGUGGCGCGAGAAGAGGGAUGCGGCCAACGCCCGACGAGCCGAACAGUUUGCUGCCCAGAAGGCUGAGACUAUCAAAGAAGCUCAACAGAACAUCGACGAUUUCUACGAGAACUACAACAGCAAGAAGGAGAAGAUGAUCGCGCAGACCCGAAAAGAGGCAGAGCAAUUCCUGGCCAGUCGAGAUGACACCACAUCCGGCGGUACGAGCUGGGAGCGCAUCGCCAAGCUGGUUGACGUGAGCGGCAAAGGCCAGAAGGGCGGUGCUAGCGGUUCGGGCAAGGAGCGCUUCCGUGAGCUUCUCAUGAGCUUGCGCAAAGAUGAGAAAGCCCCCGGAGCCGAGGGAUAUUAGGGAUACCUUCAAUACUACACGCAGACAUGACUACCUAGCCAACAAAGUCUACUAGUUAGUUGAUUUAUUAACGGCAGCUUCGCGGAUGGAUUGAGACCAACCCAGGUUGUACUUAGAUAAUAUUCAUGUACGAGUAAAUAGCAGGCAUUAUAGAGGUUUCUUGUGCCUUGGGCGUAAUAGGAUGAUU
Molecule: messenger RNA, 1082 nt
Organism: Daldinia caldariorum
Lineage: Eukaryota; Fungi; Ascomycota; Sordariomycetes; Xylariales; Hypoxylaceae
Product: clathrin light chain
Exons: 3
Coding region: 191-895 (234 amino acids)
Biological process (GO): clathrin coat assembly; intracellular protein transport; clathrin-dependent endocytosis
Cellular component (GO): plasma membrane; clathrin coat of trans-Golgi network vesicle; clathrin coat of coated pit
Molecular function (GO): clathrin heavy chain binding; structural molecule activity
Source: RefSeq, a predicted model, not a curated record